GUUCGGUUUCCCGUCGUUCUUCACCAGCAGACAACUUUCGGCCAUCUUUUCGGGGUGUUUGUUGUUUUCACCAAAACAAGAGGCUGUUCUCAGGUCGACGCUGAGACGUCCCUCCCAGUCAACCUCGGGCUAGUUUGGAGGAGGGUAAAAUGAUCCCAGAUCAGUGUCUGUUUCGAUGUCAUGCCAUCCCCCAUCGCGCUGCCAAGUAAGGUGCGCGCCAGCCUCGCGAUAGCCUCGCCUACAAGAAUCAGAGCUCCGCUCGCGAACUGGAUGCUGACAGGCGCGCGGUGCGGUCAUCAUGCAAAGGUUACACUGGAAACGUUUCAGCGAGUGUCUAAAGAAGCCGCUCCUCCGCAGGACCCGCACGGCUUACAACAUGCGAGACGUCUAGCGACCACUAAACGCUCCAACUCUCGUGUACUCGCCUGUUUGGCUACAGCAGGUGUCAAAAGAUGGACGCAAGUUUGGGAUUUCCGCGAACGGCAGUGUGUACGCUGGCUCCUCUCGGCGGUAAAGUGGCUUCAUGAGUGUCCAAAGUAACAGUGGAAGUGGUGGUGGAAGUUUGGAGGCGACGCCAUCUUGGUCGCAGCUCUCCUCGUCCCCAACGAUUUCUCAACAACAUAUAACGGCGACCGCAAAGAGCAAGGAAGGCCCCAUGGAGGAGCUGCACAGCCUGGACCCCAGGAGACAGGAGCUGCUGGAGGCCAGGUUCACAGGAGCUGUCAGUGGCAACACAGUAGGCAGCACUGGGAGCACCAGUGGAGGUGCUAAGGGUCUGGCCAACGAGUCCUCUAACCACAGCUAUGGCAGUCUGGGCUCUUCUAGCGACAAGGAGUCGGAGAACUCUGAUUUGAAAAGAGGGAGCUCCCCUGCCUACUCAACCCCGGAGAAGAAGCACUCUGAAUCAUCCAGAGGGAGGAAAAGGAAAGCCGACACCUAUUCAGAGAGUAGUCAAGGGAAGACCUCCACACGUGGGCCCAAGAUCAGCGACUACUUUGAUUUCCAGGGUGGAAAUGGUUCCAGUCCAGUCAGAGGCCUCCCAUCAGCUCGCCGCUCGCCACAGAACUCCCACUCUGCGCCUGGCUCCAUCAUCCGGCAGAACAGUUCCUCUCCUACGAGCCUGUCUUUUGGGGAACACAAUCCCAAAGCCUCCUCAAGCAAGUGUGUCCAGACGGAGUUAACAGGCCUGAAACUCGCUGCUCUGGAGAGUAACAAGAGUCUGGACCUGGAGAAGAAAGAGGGGCGAAUAGAUGACCUGCUCAGGGCUAACUGUGACCUGCGGAGACAGAUAGAUGAACAGCAGAAACUCCUGGAGAAAUACAAGGAGAGGCUCAAUAAGUGCAUCACCAUGAGCAAGAAACUGCUUAUAGAGAAGCUCUGCUUUGCUCUACAAUUCCUGAGAGGCAAAUUCUGCCUGUGGAGCACUCAGGAGAAGCAGUCGUGUCGUGAGAAGAGCAUGCAGGACCGUCUCCGUCUGGGACACUUCACCACCGUCAGACACGGUGCGUCCUACACGGAGCAGUGGACCGACGGAUACGCAUUCCAGAACCUGAUCAAGCAGCAGGAGGGCAUCAACCAGCAGAGGGAGGACAUAGAGCGACAGAGGAAGCUUCUGGCCAAGAGGAAGCCUCCAAACCCUGCGUCACCCUCCCUCUCAGUGGCCUCCACCUCUGAACCCAAGCAGCGCAAAACCAAGGUGGUCAACGGCAACGACUCAGACCCCUUCCUCAAGCCCUCUUUGCCCCAGCUGCUCACCCUCGCUGAGUAUCACGAGCAGGAAGAGAUCUUCAAGCUUCGCCUUGGGCAUCUGAAAAAGGAGGAAGCGGAGAUCCAAGCAGAGCUGGAGCGGUUGGAGCGAGUGAGGAACCUCCACAUCAGAGAGCUGAAGAGGAUAAACAACGAGGACAGCUCAGCGUUUAAAGACCAUCCUACUCUGAAUGAGAGGUACCUGCUGCUGCACUUGCUGGGCAGGGGCGGCUUCAGCGAGGUCUAUAAGGCUUUUGACCUGUUUGAGCAGCGCUACGCAGCUGUUAAAAUCCACCAGCUCAACAAGAACUGGAGAGAGGAGAAAAAGGAGAACUACCACAAGCAUGCAUGCAGGGAGUACCGGAUACACAAGCAGCUGGACCAUCCCAGAAUAGUCAAACUGUACGACUAUUUCUCCCUGGAUACUGACACGUUCUGUACUGUCUUGGAGUUCUGCGAAGGCAACGACCUGGACUUCUACCUGAAGCAGAACAAGCUGAUGUCAGAGAAAGAAGCUCGCUCCAUCGUCAUGCAGAUCGUCAGCGCGCUGCGCUACCUCAACGAAAUCAAACCCCCCAUCAUCCACUACGACCUCAAACCUGGUAACAUCUUAUUGGUGGAUGGUACUGCAUGUGGGGAAAUCAAAAUCACAGACUUUGGCCUGUCAAAGAUUAUGGAUGACGACAACUACGGCGUGGACGGGAUGGACCUCACAUCACAGGGAGCAGGCACCUACUGGUACCUUCCUCCAGAGUGUUUUGUGGUGGGGAAGGAGCCCCCGAAAAUCUCCAAUAAGGUGGAUGUCUGGUCUGUGGGGGUGAUCUUCUUCCAGUGCCUCUACGGACGCAAGCCGUUUGGUCACAACCAGUCCCAGCAGGACAUUCUCCAGGAAAACACCAUCCUUAAAGCCACGGAGGUCCAGUUUCCUGCUAAACCACAGGCUAGCACAGAGGCCAAGGCGUUUAUCCGCCGCUGUCUGGCCUACCGUAAGGAGGACCGGUUCGACGUCCACCAGCUGUGCUCGGACUCCUACCUCCUCCCUCACAUGAGACGUUCAAACUCCUCCGGCUCCCUGCAGCCCUCCGCCUCAUCGCUCCCCACCUACUGACUGGCUCUUUCACACUGACUGACAGGACCCUCUGGCCAACCUCAAGGCAGGAUUGUUGGAAUUGGAGGAUAAUGGAUGUGGAUUUUUCUUUCGUUCUUUUUUUUUUUUUUUACUUGAGCUGUUCCCAAAUGGAUCUGUUAGCAACAGAGCAGAUUGAAAUGAGAUGGAAAUGGAUGAAGACGUGGAAGGGGGAUGCUCCCUCUGUAUAUGUUGUACAGAGUUGUUCCCUUGAACUCAGCUGUAUGAGAUACAGGAAGGAACAAAACUGGAGAAGAGAAGGGGAAUGGAAAGAGAGAGAGGCAACAAGAAAUGAAAGUGAUGAUGCUGGUGGAUUUGUUUAUGGACUGUAUUGAUUAACCCCUUUGGAGACAUGUCAACAGCUCUGCUCUCCGCUCCACAUCAUAACACACCUCACAAGAUGGCUAAGAAUCUCUUCAACAUAAAGUCGCUGUUAUAGAUGUUCUCUUGCUGACAUAUGAGGGUGGGGUUGACUAGUGGGGAGCAGAAGAAAAGAGCGAACAGGUCCACGUGUUUGCACGUCAAAUGUGGGCCUCAUGUUCUGCGAUCCAUUUUUAAUGAGGCACAGAAUGGUGGUUACAUGUCAUUGAUGUACCCUUGUAGCCCCCUUUGCACACGACAGGGGUUCAUUUAUAUCCCCCCCCCCCCAAAAAAGAUGAAAUUUCUGGGGUGAAUUUGCACUUCUGGUCGAGGUCGUCAUGGCGAUCUGGUCCCACACAUUUGGCAUGAAGUACUACAGCUAGUUCUGGAUCGAUCAGUAGCCAAGUCCUCUGUUCUUAUUACAUUUUUUUGUUGUUUUGUUGCAAGAGCAAUUCAGAUCUAUUGUUGGGUUUCCAGGAAGUGGAUCUGUGAAUCUGUCUUAAUCCAUCAUUGUUGUUCUGAUAAGAUGUUUCAGAGUAUUGCAGUACCAUGUUGUCAUGGACGUCCUCAUGGAGCCUCCUGAAGGGACUGAACCGAGGGGCUGGACGAGCUGUUACUGUACUGCAAAGACUCGGGACACACAGAGUUCAGUGUACAUUUCAUGUGCAGGAGACAUUAUUCAAUAGCAAAUACAUAAUAAUGAGGCUUCUCCUUGCUUCCCAGUGUCUCACUUUGCUCCGUUUCUUUGUGUUUUCCUCCUGAAAGCUGUUCUCAGUUUGCUGCUAUAAAUGUUGCUUUUAGUUCGUAACGUGUGAAUGGUUUCCGCCUGACAUAUGUGCGUACUUGAACUGCGAUAAGAGGAACACUCUCCAGAGACCCCUUUUUGUACUGAAACAGGACACCCGCUGCACCGUUCGGGGGGGGGGGGGUGAUGCAACAAGUUCCUCUGCCACCAACAUCGAUGUCCACAUGGGUUUUUGUUUGUUUGUUUGUUUACUUUUAUGUUCAAGUCCAACAGACGAUAUACGGAGCAAAAUCCCAGAGUGGACCGCUCACACCUGUUCGUGCCAGUAGAAGUGGGCACGCUCCAGGUUGGCUGUGGUGCAGCAUGAUUUGCUGCAGCUAGAAAAAUCAAGUGGAUAUAUCCAAAUGUUGUCGUCCUGUAAAUAAUAAUAAUAAUAAAAAAACGCCUACCUGUA
Messenger RNA from Acanthopagrus latus (yellowfin seabream), 4431 nucleotides. RefSeq names its product serine/threonine-protein kinase tousled-like 1-B. Lineage: Eukaryota; Metazoa; Chordata; Actinopteri; Spariformes; Sparidae. Gene Ontology annotation, molecular function: ATP binding; protein serine/threonine kinase activity. Gene Ontology annotation, biological process: peptidyl-serine phosphorylation; chromosome segregation; intracellular signal transduction. Gene Ontology annotation, cellular component: nucleus. The transcript has 23 exons. Bases 524 to 2854 code for a protein of 776 amino acids. The record is from RefSeq and is a predicted model, not a curated record.